AGUGAGACAGAUGGCAAGAAGCUGUGUAGCUGCCUGCGGGUCUGACGACUCUCCAUCUCUCGUUCCGUCCGUGUAUCCUUCCAUUAACCCUGCUCCCUAGUUCUGAGCUGAGGAAGUAGAGACGUUAUUUUAACUGACGCCAGUAUUCAGAGCUUCUGGAAAACAACCACCACAAACAAACUACGAGGGGCGUCCCAUUAGGGCUUGCGCGGCCGGACAUUGUGGGUGUGCGUGCUGGAUUUCUGCCGGAUGCUCCCCGACUAACAUGGAUGUCCCACCAUCCCUUGCAGUGGAAGGUUGCUCCUUGGCGCAGUGAGUGAAGAACAUGCAGAGAUUGCUAAUGGGUUUGGGAAGCGGAGACUCCUUCCUCUUUCUGUGACCAUGCCGUGAUCGUGUCUGCGGCUACCACUCGACGCAUCCUCAUUCCAGCCCGAACCGGGAGCCAAACGCUAGAUCGGGGAAGUGGGUGCCGCGCGUGUAGGCACAGAAACACCAUGAAGAUUAUUUUCCCGAUUCUAAGUAAUCUAGUCUUCAGGCGCUCCAUUAAACUCCUGCUCUGUUUACUGUGGAUUGGAUAUUCUCAAGGAACCACACAUGUAUUAAGAUUUGGUGGUAUUUUUGAAUAUGUGGAAUCUGGCCCAAUGGGAGCUGAGGAACUCGCGUUCAGAUUUGCUGUGAACACAAUCAACAGAAAUAGGACCUUGUUGCCCAAUACCACCCUAACCUAUGACACCCAGAAGAUCAAUCUAUAUGACAGUUUUGAAGCAUCCAAGAAAGCCUGUGAUCAACUGUCUCUUGGGGUGGCUGCCAUCUUCGGGCCUUCACACAGCUCAUCAGCAAACGCGGUACAGUCCAUCUGCAAUGCUCUGGGGGUUCCCCACAUACAGACCCGCUGGAAGCACCAGGUGUCAGACAACAAAGAUUCCUUUUAUGUCAGCCUCUACCCAGACUUCUCUUCGCUCAGCCGUGCCAUUUUAGACUUGGUGCAGUUUUUCAAGUGGAAAACCGUCACAGUUGUAUAUGAUGACAGCACUGGUCUCAUUCGUUUGCAAGAACUCAUCAAAGCUCCAUCAAGAUAUAAUCUUCGACUUAAAAUCCGUCAACUGCCUGCUGAUACAAAGGAUGCAAAACCCUUAUUGAAAGAAAUGAAGAGAGGCAAAGAAUUCCAUGUAAUCUUUGACUGUAGCCAUGAAAUGGCAGCAGGCAUUUUAAAACAGGCAUUAGCUAUGGGAAUGAUGACAGAAUACUACCACUAUAUCUUUACCACUUUGGACCUAUUUGCUCUUGAUGUAGAGCCCUACCGAUACAGUGGUGUUAAUAUGACAGGGUUCAGAAUAUUAAAUACAGAAAACACCCAAGUCUCUUCCAUCAUUGAAAAGUGGUCAAUGGAACGGUUGCAAGCACCUCCAAAACCUGACUCAGGUUUGCUGGAUGGAUUUAUGACGACGGAUGCUGCUCUAAUGUAUGAUGCUGUGCACGUCGUGUCUGUGGCAGUCCAGCAGUUUCCCCAGAUGACAGUUAGCUCCUUGCAGUGUAAUCGCCACAAACCCUGGCGCUUUGGGACCCGUUUCAUGAGCCUAAUUAAAGAGGCUCAUUGGGAAGGCCUCACAGGCAGAAUAACUUUCAACAAAACCAAUGGCUUACGAACAGAUUUUGAUUUGGAUGUGAUUAGUCUCAAGGAAGAAGGUCUGGAAAAGAUUGGAACUUGGGAUCCAGCCAGUGGCCUGAAUAUGACAGAAAGUCAAAAGGGAAAACCAGCUAACAUCACAGAUUCCUUAUCUAAUCGUUCUUUGAUUGUUACCACAAUUUUGGAAGAACCUUAUGUCCUGUUUAAGAAAUCUGACAAACCUCUCUAUGGGAAUGACCGAUUUGAGGGCUACUGCAUUGAUCUCCUCAGAGAGUUAUCUACAAUCCUUGGCUUUACAUAUGAGAUUAGACUUGUGGAGGAUGGGAAAUAUGGAGCCCAGGAUGAUGCCAAUGGACAGUGGAAUGGAAUGGUUCGUGAACUAAUUGAUCAUAAAGCUGACCUUGCAGUUGCACCACUGGCUAUUACCUACGUUCGAGAGAAGGUCAUCGACUUUUCCAAGCCCUUUAUGACACUUGGAAUAAGUAUUUUGUACCGCAAGCCCAAUGGUACAAACCCAGGCGUCUUCUCCUUCCUGAAUCCUCUCUCCCCUGAUAUCUGGAUGUAUAUUCUGCUGGCUUACUUGGGUGUCAGUUGUGUGCUCUUUGUCAUAGCCAGGUUUAGUCCCUAUGAGUGGUAUAAUCCACACCCUUGCAAUCCUGACUCAGACGUGGUGGAAAACAAUUUUACCUUGCUAAAUAGUUUCUGGUUUGGAGUUGGAGCUCUCAUGCAGCAAGGUUCUGAGCUCAUGCCCAAAGCGCUCUCCACCAGGAUAGUGGGAGGCAUUUGGUGGUUUUUCACACUUAUCAUCAUUUCUUCGUAUACUGCUAAUUUAGCCGCCUUUCUGACAGUGGAACGCAUGGAAUCUCCUAUUGACUCUGCUGAUGAUUUAGCUAAACAAACCAAGAUAGAGUAUGGAGCAGUAGAGGAUGGUGCAACCAUGACUUUUUUCAAGAAAUCAAAAAUCUCCACAUAUGACAAAAUGUGGGCCUUCAUGAGUAGCAGGAGGCAGUCUGUUCUGGUGAAGAGCAAUGAAGAAGGGAUCCAGCGAGUUCUGACCUCUGACUAUGCUUUCCUAAUGGAGUCAACAACCAUUGAGUUUGUUACCCAGCGGAAUUGUAACCUGACACAGAUUGGAGGCCUCAUAGACUCCAAAGGUUAUGGUGUUGGCACUCCCAUGGGUUCUCCAUACAGAGAUAAAAUCACCAUAGCAAUUCUUCAGCUGCAAGAAGAAGGCAAGCUGCAUAUGAUGAAGGAGAAGUGGUGGAGGGGCAAUGGUUGCCCAGAGGAAGAAAGCAAAGAGGCCAGUGCCCUAGGGGUUCAAAAUAUUGGUGGCAUCUUCAUUGUUCUGGCAGCCGGCUUGGUGCUCUCAGUUUUUGUGGCAGUGGGAGAGUUUUUAUACAAAUCCAAAAAAAACGCUCAAUUGGAAAAGAGAUCCUUCUGUAGUGCUAUGGUAGAAGAACUGAGGAUGUCCCUGAAGUGCCAGCGUCGUCUAAAACACAAGCCACAGGCCCCAGUUAUUGUGAAAACAGAAGAAGUUAUCAACAUGCACACAUUUAACGACAGAAGGUUGCCAGGUAAAGAAACCAUGGCAUAAAGCUGGGAGGCCAAACACCCAAGCACAAACUGUCGUCUUUUUUUCCAAGCAAUUUAGCGAGAAUGUUUCCUGUGGAAAUAUGCAACCUGUGCAAAAUAAAAUGAGUUACCUCAUGCC
Ictidomys tridecemlineatus (thirteen-lined ground squirrel) is the source of this 3338-nucleotide messenger RNA. RefSeq names its product glutamate ionotropic receptor kainate type subunit 2 (gene Grik2). Lineage: Eukaryota; Metazoa; Chordata; Mammalia; Rodentia; Sciuridae. The record is from RefSeq and is a predicted model, not a curated record. Gene Ontology annotation, cellular component: membrane. Gene Ontology annotation, molecular function: ligand-gated monoatomic ion channel activity; signaling receptor activity. Gene Ontology annotation, biological process: monoatomic ion transport.